This is a messenger RNA of Danaus chrysippus (African queen), 207 nucleotides long. NCBI's taxonomy places the organism in Eukaryota, Metazoa, Arthropoda, Insecta, Lepidoptera, Nymphalidae. The record is from the annotation of a GenBank genome assembly.
AUGCCUCCCCGGGAGAGUACGUCUGAUUCUCCCGCGUGUGGUCGUCGGCAUUAUCGUUUUAGAAAAUUAUUUAUUACAUCGCUUGCAAACCUACGGUCGCCGGUGUCGCCGGCGUCGUCCUGCUUCCUCGUGUGGUGUGUGGAGGAGGCGGCGGGGCGAGCCGCGAGUGUCAUGUGCAAUAUAAACGGAGAGGACUCGAGGACGUGA